UACUAAACUAAACAAAUAUCCUUUUUCAUUUUUCACUCGCAUCAAGAUAGAUGGAAAAGGAAACCUCUAACGUCUUUUCUUCCACAUUAGAUGGAGAAAAUUGCCAUUCUGCAGAAUCCUGUGUUGAGAAGAAACUCAAACUAUUUGGUUUCGAAUUAAACCCAUGCAGAAAUGAAGAAAGCUACCCGAAAGGUUGUGCAGAAGGAGAUGAGAGUGUAAAUUCAUCGAAUACUGUUUCACAUGAAGGGGAAAAGCCUGUCAUGCAUAAAGAUUCAACAAAAGAACCUGAAGACAAUAAGAAGUUUGAGUGCCAAUAUUGUUUCAAGGAGUUUGCGAACUCACAAGCUUUAGGAGGUCAUCAAAAUGCUCAUAAGAAAGAAAGAUUGAAGAAGAAAAGAUUGCAGCUUCAAGCCAGGAAAGCCAGCAUCAGCUGUUAUCUUCAACCUUUGCAGAACAACCUGAGUUACAACAAUUCGACUCAAUGGUUUUAUGAUCCUUCUUGUUGUUCUCCUGAAUUCUCACUCUACGAGGAGUCUCAGAUUAGUUUCACUCCUUAUGAUCAAGAUUCCCAUAUUAAUACUGGGUCUCAGUUAUCAAAGUGGUAUGGUAUGGGUAUUCCUGCUCAGGCUCCUUUUCAACAGGAAAAUUGUAUGUUCACCUUAACACGUGCUGAUAGAUCCAGAAAUAGCAGGAAUGUAAUUAGGAAGCCUUCAGCUUUGCCUGCUUCCAAACAAACCUGUAAAUCUUUGGAUCUUCAGUUAGGACUUAGCUUGCAAUCGAAUAUUCGAAGCUCGACACCUUUUCCUUGAAUUCUCAAUUAAUGCUACACAAGAAAAUUCACAGUCAAGAUUUCGGUCGAUGACAUUAACAAGAUUUUACUUGGAAAAUUCAGACAUAAUGUCAUUUGUAUACAUCAUUCAAUUCCAUCGUAUGAAAUUAAUCAUACAAAAAAUGUUGUAUUUACAUACUGAAGGAGACGUACAGAUUAGAUGGCGAGACUGAGACAAUUUCAGUUUGUACAGUUUCUUGCCUGAUAAUUAAAAGCUUUGCUAUAAUUUUAGCAGUUGAGAUUUAUCAGGAACUAAGAUAUUAAUGUAUUCUAGUUACAAUUAUUCAUUUAAGUUUACUUACAA
Molecule: messenger RNA, 1133 nt
Organism: Jatropha curcas
Lineage: Eukaryota; Viridiplantae; Streptophyta; Magnoliopsida; Malpighiales; Euphorbiaceae
Gene: ZFP5
Product: zinc finger protein 5
Biological process (GO): cytokinin-activated signaling pathway; trichome morphogenesis; gibberellic acid mediated signaling pathway
Cellular component (GO): nucleus
Molecular function (GO): DNA-binding transcription factor activity; transcription cis-regulatory region binding
Source: RefSeq, a predicted model, not a curated record